Messenger RNA from Drosophila serrata, 2328 nucleotides. RefSeq lists its product as uncharacterized. Gene Ontology annotation, biological process: regulation of transcription by RNA polymerase II. The record is from RefSeq and is a predicted model, not a curated record. Gene Ontology annotation, cellular component: nucleus. Gene Ontology annotation, molecular function: RNA polymerase II transcription regulatory region sequence-specific DNA binding; DNA-binding transcription factor activity, RNA polymerase II-specific; zinc ion binding. Lineage: Eukaryota; Metazoa; Arthropoda; Insecta; Diptera; Drosophilidae.
AUGCUAGCGACGCCAACUACAACAUCCAUGUUAUUCCGCCGACUAUAAGAAAUUUAGCAGAAAGAAGCGACCCUAUGGACGCUCCGCCUUCGUAUCCCGAUUUGUCGACUUUGUGCCGCCUGUGCCUGGGGGUGCACCAGGACGCGUACGAUAUAUUCAACGAGGACGAGGCUAAUCUGUCGAUCCCCGUGCGCCUGAUGGCUUGCGUCGCUUUAGACGCAAAACCGACGGACAACCUGCCCAAGAAGAUAUGCGGCGAGUGUAGAUACCAACUGGAGAAGUCCUUCCUCUUUCGGCAGCGAUGCCAGGCGGCGGAGAAGAAGCUGCGGAAGCACACCCGUCUGCUGUGCCUGGGCAAGCGAAGCCGUGUCUUCUCAAAGGAUCCGGAUGGUGACGAUUUUGACGACGAUGAGCUGGAAUUCGAAGACUCGAUAGCAUUCAUAGAGCAACAGGAUAAGGUUCGCCAGAAAGCCGACGAGAAGUGGCGCGCAAAGUUCAAAGAGGAGCAAGAGCAGGAGUUAAACAAGCGGUUGGUGGACUCGCGGAUAAAGCUGCGGGCCAAACUUGUUCCCGAAGUACGCAAGGAGCUGGCUGAGGAGGUGCGCAGUGAGGUGAAAGAGCAGCUGGAGGCCGAGGUCCGCAGCGAUGUUCGUGAAGAGCUGCGCAACGAAGUGUCUGAGGAGAUCCGAAAGGAGCAGCUGGCCAAGCUCUUGGGCGAACUUGAGGUGUACCUGGCCGAGAAGAAGGCCGGUCAUUGGGAGGCACUGGAUGGAGAAGAGGCGGUAGUAAAGCCACCGGCCAAGGUGAAGCUUCAGAAUUGUGUCAAGCAGAGCUCCAGUCCAAAAGCGAAGCCACCAGCAUUGCUGAAAAUGGAAGCGGAGCAGGCCGAACGGGAGGAGGAUUUCGUGCGGUGUGGCACUCCGGAAACCUCUGCCGUUGAUGAGGUGGAGGUGGAUACACUAGAGCUGGAGGUUGACGUACCCACGGAAAGCGAACAGGAUUUCAGAGACCUUAAAAUGAUCGGCGCAGGAGAAAUGGUGAGGACCGAGGAUGGUGAGAUUUACAUAAUCGAUGCGGAUAGUGCGCAGGCCACCAAGCCUGCCUCAUCGCCAGACUUUGACGAGGACAACAAUAUCACGUCUUACAACAUUAAGGAAGAUGGAGAGAUUCAAUUCAGUGGAGAUAAAACGCAAUUAGACGAUGUGGUGGUCUUCAAUUUGGACGGCGAGAUAGCUGAGGAGCAACAGGUCUAUAACUUUGACGAGAAUGUUAUCAUUGUGGAGAAGAACCAAACUACGCGAGACGCAGAGCCCCCUUCCAAACGAAAGCGACAGAGUGAGUUUGUAGUAAAGCAGAGUAGAGCAGAGUUGCGUGAGGGUCAACUAAAGCCUAGGAGGGUCACAGACACGAUUAAGACCUUCCAGUGUAAGAUCUGUCCGGUGGCCUUUGCCUCAGAGAAGUUACUGCUGAGACACCACAAUAUCCAUAUCAAAAGCAUAAAGAACGGCAAAGGUGGUACACUCAAGUGUCCCGUCUGCGGAUUGCAGCUGUCCUGUGCAAGUUCCCUCAAGCGUCACAUGGUCAUUCAUACUGGGAUCAAGCCCUUUAAGUGCGAUGAAUGCGAGGCGUCCUUCUCUCAGCGAGAGGUGCUUAAACGACACAUGGACACCCACACGGGAGCUAAGCGUCACAAGUGCCCCCACUGCUCGACGUGCUUUGCCCAGAAAUCAAAUCUGCAGCAGCACAUCAGUCGGGUGCACAUGGGCAACAACAGGACCAAUAAGUGUCACCUGUGCCCUCGCAGCUUCAACCACCAGUCGGGUCUGAGUCGCCAUUUGGUCACCCAUGCGGGCGUCAUGUUCAACUGCAAGGAGUGCGAACGACAAUUCAACGAUCGCAGUGCCCUCCAGCGACAUAUUACCACCGUGCACAAGGGGCUAAAAAAGUCAGUGGAUUAUGGCUCCGAGCCCGAGAUUAGUGAGAUGGAAUAAAUUAUCCUGUCGUGAUCUUACCACACUGACAAUGACCAAAUAAGCUUUGAAUAUUUUACAACUUUAUUUCGCGAACUGGAAGUGCUCACAACAGUUGGCACCAUUUAUCAUCAACAUGAUAGAGUUAGAACAUUUAGAAUGCAUGCAGCGUUAAACAGUUUAGCGAAAUACAAAUACAAAGUCGAACAUUUGGAACAGCUCUAUAACGGGUUACAAUAUAAUAUCUAGCUAGACGUACAUUUUACAAUAUAUUGUUUGUUUAAUAAAUACCACAUAAGAUGAUGUACAAUAUGAUAGGCAAAUACAUGUGUUUUAAUAAACUCAACUCCUCUACAAA